AUGGGAUCUCCGAAACACAGCUUCUCUUCUACCAGAAGACGACGGCGGAUUCCUCUCGACCAGCCGUCGAUUGGCUUGGCUGAAAUAUUCUUUUUGACGCUGUCUACGAGACAAACCUCUUUUGAUUCCGGUGAAAAUAGGCCACGCUUUCGUCCGUCGUAUGAUGGACAUCAUCAGAGCAGAUGGUAUCAUCCUCUCAACCAUAUUGAAGCUAACGAGUUAAGAAAACUUUAUGCUGAUGAUGCCCGUCACACGACGGACGAGAAGUUGGCAGGUUUUUGCCGAAAUCGUAGCAGAUUGUUUCGGAAACAACGUCGGCAAGAAUGUUCCAGUAAAACUGUUCGACAGCUGGUCUUCUGGUCGGAUCGACCUUCGAAUCUAUUCACAAGACGCUGUUAUUCUAAAUGA
Molecule: messenger RNA, 408 nt
Organism: Protopolystoma xenopodis
Lineage: Eukaryota; Metazoa; Platyhelminthes; Monogenea; Polystomatidea; Polystomatidae
Source: the annotation of a GenBank genome assembly